Molecule: messenger RNA, 1897 nt
Organism: Beta vulgaris subsp. vulgaris (sugar beet)
Lineage: Eukaryota; Viridiplantae; Streptophyta; Magnoliopsida; Caryophyllales; Amaranthaceae
Product: WEB family protein At3g51720
Exons: 2
Coding region: 140-1675 (511 amino acids)
Source: RefSeq, a predicted model, not a curated record
CUUCUUGUACUAACACUCUUUUAACACACUUACGUGUACACACUCCAUAAAAUCCCACCAUUCUUACACCAUGACUUCAUUCUUGUAUGUCCAAAUUUAAUUUCUUAAGAAGAUUAAAAAAAAGUUACGUGAAACUGAAAUGGCGGGAAUAGUGGUUGCAGUAGAUUCAGCAACCCAAACUUCAGAAUUAGGAUCCGAUGAUGAAACAUACCCAAUGUAUGAGAUGGGGAAUUCAAGCCCAAGAGUAUUAGUGGAUACUUCUCAACCAUUCGGGUCGGUUGAAGAAGCGGUUAUCCGGUUCGGCGGUCGCGGGUUUUGGAUACCCCAACCCGUUCUUGCUGUUGAUGCUUCUACUGCUACUGAUGAUCAUUGUCAUAAACUAGAAGAUUCCGAAAUCGACAAACUUUAUAAGGACCCAGCAGCAGCAAUAAUGCUGAGAGAUCUACAAAGGAAAGAAGAAGAAACCCGUGAGAUCUUAAAAGAACUCGAGUUAACUAAGAGGUUAGUAGAAGAACUGAAGCUGAAGGUGUCGAAAGAAGCUCCUGAAUGCGCUACAAUACCAUGCUUAGACUUUGUGAAGCAAGUGACAGCUCCUAACAAAGAAUUUGUGAACAAAUAUCCUGUUGAUUAUCAAACUAAUCAGCCAACAGUCAAGAAUGAAGAACAACUAAAUUCAUUGCCUGCAUCUGCUACUGGACUAAUAAUGAUGGAGUUAAAGCAAGCAAAACAUAACCUUUAUCGAAACACGAAUGAUCUUGCUGAGCUUCGUGCUUCAGUCGAGGCUCUCAGCAAGAAAUUGGAGAGCGAGAAAGGCUCAGUACAGAAUGCCAGGGAAAUGCAGACGUCUGUGUGUACUACUGUAAGACAGGAAAAGAAUACGGGUGGAUCGAUUAUUAACCCGUUAGCUAUCUCAAGAGAGCUUCGAGAAUUGAAUUAUGAGGCCGAGCAGUUUAUGCAGACAGCAGAAGCAGCAAGAUCAGAAGUAAUGAAGGCAAUGUCAGAUGUAGAGCAGACUAAAACAAGCCUUAAAGUGAUAGAAAUGAGGUGGGUUGUUGCUAAGAAGCUUGAAGAUGCUGCAAAAGCUGCUGAAUCUCUUGCUUUAGCUGAGAUCAGAGCUUUAUCUAGCAAUGAAAGUUUAGCAUUUGAAGGUUAUAACAAUAAUCAGCAAAAACAGGACAGAGUUAGUCUUUCUAUUGAAGAGUAUUCUGCUUUGAAAGAUAAAGCUCUAAAGGCUGAUCAAAAAAUGGAUGGUUUCAGGAAGAUUAGUUCUUCUUUUGGAAACUCUUUUCCUACACGGCCUAGAAGGGAUUCUAGGCUGCUUGAUUCGAACGAGUUAGAGUUUGCGAGAAACGAAGGUAAUAAGCGGAUUGCAAGACCAACAACUUCAAUAGGAGAUAUAUUGAGCAGGAAACUUGUACUAAGGGAUGAUUUAGAGGUUGGGAGGCAAGAAGAAGUUGGUGGAGGAGGGCGGCAAAGGGUGUCGUUGAACCAAAUGCUUCGUCGACAUAGAGGAGAGACAUCUCCACUAAAGAGAAGAGAGAAAGAUGGUAAUGAAGGAAAGCAUUUCUUCUCAAAGAGAAAAGGUCUUGGGUUUGUGCAUAUUUCACUUCCUAUGUCUAAGCACAAUAAGAGUAAGAUUCAUGGUUUAAAUUUGUGGCGAAGAGAAGAAGAGUAGAUGGAUGAAUGGAUGGAUGGCAUUGUAGUUCUUGUGCUAACAUAUUCUUUCUCAUCAGCUUGUUUGUCUAUCUUAUUGGUUGUGUUGUGCUUGAUCAUGUAUUCAUGUUAGUUCUGCUUAUAUGUAUGGUGUAAAGGGGUUGCUCUAUCUGAUUUGUGCUUGUAUUAUUUGGAGUGUGAAUCAAUUCUUCUACUAUUUAUGCUUAUAUUAAGUUUCUUAUUA